This is a messenger RNA of Equus quagga, 1429 nucleotides long. RefSeq names its product lipocalin 12 (gene LCN12). Gene Ontology annotation, molecular function: small molecule binding. The record is from RefSeq and is a predicted model, not a curated record. NCBI's taxonomy places the organism in Eukaryota, Metazoa, Chordata, Mammalia, Perissodactyla, Equidae. The transcript is spliced from 5 exons. The coding region runs from base 1 to 738 and encodes 245 amino acids.
AUGGGGUGCUCGGAGGGGGGCCCAGGGGGUGCAGAGCUAGGGGUCUCAGGAAUCAGAAGCAAGGCCCAGGAACCUCCCUGGGAGCUGAGAGACCCGGCAGGGGGUCCUGGGGCCAUUCUGGGCUCUGCCCACCCCAGCUCCCUGCAGUUCCAGGGGGAGUGGUUUGUCCUUGGCCUGGCGGGCAGCGACCAUAGGAAGGCAGAUAGGUCCCUGCUGAACCCUUUCACCGCAACGUUUGAGCGAAAUGAAAAAAGCCGCCUUGAAGUGUCGUACGCCAUGACCCGGGGCCAGCGCUGUGUCACCUGGUCUUACGUGCUGAUUCCAGCGACUCAACCUGGGAAAUUCUCGGUGGACAACAGUGGGGUGCCCGGAGCAGACCCUGAGGAGGUGCUGGUGUACGACACUGACUAUACCACCUUCGCCCUCAUGCUCUCCAGACGCCAGUCGGGCAGCCGGGAGAUCCUCAGGGUCAACCUGCUGUGCAGAACGUGGGCGAUACAGACCCAGGUGCUGAGCAAGUUUGUCUGCUUGGUCAGAGCUCAGGGCCUCUCAGACAACAACAUCGUCUUCCCAGACUUGACAGGUAACAAGCUCCUGGUGGGGCAGGGCCUGGACGGAGGGUGGGCAUCUGCCUCUGGGCCUCAGAAGCCCUGUGGGAGCCCAGCGGGUGGGCACAGCCUGUGCUCGGGGUCCGCAUGUGGAGUGCUGGUGGCGCCCAAGAGUUCAGCCUCAGCUUGAACUGAGGGGUCUCAUGGCUCCUUGGUCUCUGCCCCAACUUGGGUCCCUCUGUCCUGGGCCACCUCCUCCCUUCAUUCCUGGAGUGUUUCUCAGCAUGCCCUGCAAGUGCACAACCACAUGCGCACACACUCACAGGCGUGGGCACAGAACACGUGCAGACGUGAACACACAGACAUGCAGGGCUCACACACACGCACAUACCCACUUACAUGUGUGCACAGGGAGAAGUGCACACUCACAAGCAUAUUCACACCUGCACUCACCUGCAUGCUGCUGUGCCUGGAGCCCGGGUCUGCAGUGAGUCUGGGGGCCGGGGUGGGGGGGGUGCUUCCUGCGGAGCCUGGGCGGGGGGCGGGGCAGCGCCUGGGGGUCACCUCCCUCAGCUGCUCACUGGCCUCUCCAACCUCAGCCCCUUCCCCUGGAGUGGCCGUGGGCCCCCUCUCUCCCUCCCUCUUGCCCCUUCUCCUCUCCCUUUCCUGAAGCUGCUGUCUGUCUCCCUUGCCUCCUCCUGGCUCUGCCCCCCGCGUCUCUCCUCCAUCCUCCAUCCCAGGCUCUGUCUUCCCCAUCAGACCAGUCAGUCCUUCAUGAUACCUGUUGAAGGAUGACGUGGCUCCUGCCCAACCUGGUCUGGCCUCACUGCCCAGCACUGCCCUUCUCCGCUCUCAACAUGAAAUAAAUGCACCGUAUUGGG